GUCGCGUCCAAGUCUGCUAUCCAGCUCUCUCCGUUCGCUGCUGUCCUCGUUGUCUCUGGCGGUAGCAUGAACAUUGCAAGAGCCAGAAAUGCCAUAGCCUCUGCCGUGCGCAGUCGUUCUUACACGACGAUGUACGUCCCCCCCGCCUCGCUCGAGAACGUCGCGUUCAGGAGAGCACCCCGCAAGCCCGUCCCCGAGUCCCCCAACUUCUACACCGGCCGCGCCACGUACUAUGACCAGAUCGCUGCGCUUGAAACCGCGAUACAGAGCGCUCGAUCUGCACUGCAAAUCCUCCAGCUCCUGCCCCUUCCUGUCUUCGCCCGCGCCGCCAUCCCGCCCGCCCGCCAUGUCUGGUUGACAAAGGAUAGCCUGGCACAGAUGUUGCAUGCCCCAGUCAAGACGUCGCGGUAUCGUCGUUUGGUGGGCCUGCUGAACCAGCUCGACGAGUACAAGCGCAUUGCAGAGGUUGCAGGUGUUGACGUGCUCGCGGAGAAUGUUCAUGACAUCCUGGCCCUGUUCGAGCGUGCGAACAAGGAGGCCGUGCUGGCUCACGGAAAGCAGAAGCCUGUGAAGUUCGACGAGUAUGGGCGCAGUUAUACGAUCGGUCGGAGAAAAGAAAGCACUGCUCGAGUGUGGGUCAUUGCCGCACAAAACACCACCGACUCCUCGUCUGCAUCGUCUUCUACGUCACUCGAUACUGAAACGCCGCAAGAAACUAUAGAACACCUGCCCGAGCCUACGUCCACCGUUAUCUCAGCAGUGGACCACUCACCUAUCGAGCCGGUGAAGGUCACCACCACGAACAUUCUCGUCAACAGCACCCCACUUGUUCAGUACUUCCCCAAUCCCGCUGAUCGCGAACGCAUCGUCCGUCCGUUCAGGCUCACGGGGCUUGUGGGCGCGUAUAACGUCUUUGCUCUUGUCCGCGGCGGCGGAACCACCGGCCAAAGCGGUGCAGUCAGUCUAGGUAUCGCAAAAGCACUCGUGGCGCAUGCCCCAGAUGUCGAGUCAUUGCUGAAAAAAGCGAAACUCUUGAGGCGCGACCCUCGCAUGGUUGAGAGGAAGAAGACGGGAUUGGCCAAGGCGCGCAAAGCGUACACCUGGGUCAAGCGGUGAAGUCGUUACGUUACUCAUCGUUUAUGGCGGCCCGUUGUACCCUCCGUGACUUGAAAGUCUCCAUACAUACAGCUGUGCUCUAUCAUAAAAUCUGUGCUCUGCCUGCGAGUAUGGAUCGAUAGUUGGAAUCCGGUGGAACAUCAAGUGAGCCGGCAAACCCGAUUGAGGUGCGCUGAUAUCGGAUGAAAAGCAACGUAUAUUAUCAGACCAUUCGCAAUGUACACGGACAUAAACGGUCUACAACAACUAUUGCCCUCUACUGCGAUGUAUUGCAGAUACCGACGCAGAUUUGCCCUUGUGAACGCGUCGAUGAGAAGUUCUUCGGGCGCUAAGGCUGGCGAAGAGUUUUCUUGC
Messenger RNA from Laetiporus sulphureus 93-53, 1470 nucleotides. Its product is annotated as ribosomal protein S5 domain 2-like protein. The transcript is spliced from 4 exons. Gene Ontology annotation, molecular function: structural constituent of ribosome; RNA binding. Bases 67 to 1116 code for a protein of 349 amino acids. Gene Ontology annotation, cellular component: mitochondrial small ribosomal subunit; ribosome. The record is from RefSeq and is a predicted model, not a curated record. Lineage: Eukaryota; Fungi; Basidiomycota; Agaricomycetes; Polyporales; Laetiporaceae. Gene Ontology annotation, biological process: translation.